Messenger RNA from Knipowitschia caucasica, 414 nucleotides. The record is from the annotation of a GenBank genome assembly. NCBI's taxonomy places the organism in Eukaryota, Metazoa, Chordata, Actinopteri, Gobiiformes, Gobiidae.
AUGAGACUGUGGACAGAAGAGGACAUGAGACUGUGGACAGAAGAGGACAUGAGUCUGUGGACAGAGGACAUGAGACUGUGGACAGAAGAGGACAUGAGACUGUGGACAGAGGACAUGAGACUGUGGACAGAAGAGGACAUGAGACUGUGGACAGAAGAGGACAUGAGACUGUGGACAGAAGAGGACAUGCGACUGUGGACAGAAGAGGACAUGAGACUGUGGACAGAAGAGGACAUGAGACUGUGGACAGAGGACAUGAGACUGUGGACAGAAGAGGACAUGAGACUGUGGACAGAGGACAUGAGACUGUGGACAGAAGAGGACAUGAGACUGUGGACAGAGGACAUGAGUCUGUGGACAGAGGACAUGAGACUGUGGACAGAAGAGGACAUGAGACUGUGGAAGAAGACAUGA